Molecule: messenger RNA, 4579 nt
Organism: Drosophila gunungcola (fruit fly)
Lineage: Eukaryota; Metazoa; Arthropoda; Insecta; Diptera; Drosophilidae
Product: ataxin-2 homolog
Molecular function (GO): zinc ion binding; nucleic acid binding
Source: RefSeq, a predicted model, not a curated record
CUGGUGUAUUUUGGCCACCGAUGUCAACGGUCACACUGGCGCAAACAACACAAACAGCAGCCACGGUCACACCGAGACAAAGUGGAAGGGAAAUAGAAAAUUUGAUUUUGACAAAAAGUGCACACAAUGCAAACGAAUUAGAGUGCGUGCACGCUUUGAAUGCCCAAAUCCGCGAGACGCCCACGCUGACGUAGCAACAAUUGUCGCCGGAAAAAGGGAAGCGCGCGCGUUGCGAGGAAUAUCGCGGAAAUUGCAGAAUUUUUGGCAGCGGCGAGUAGUCUCCCCCGAAUAACAGCGGCCCAACGAGAAUAGCGGCGAGUGUUUUGCCAAGCAGCGAGUGCCUGGCCAAUGUGGUGCAGCCCCCUGCUGCCCGCCGCCCGCGCACCCCCUACCCCGCUAACGCGCAAAAUAUACGCGACUAGUUGUAGUUGUGGGCAGCAGCCGAUCAGCUCGGCCUUUGUGAGCAGAUUAGUGGCGAAAAACGCCAGCGAAAAGCCAAUUAGCAGUGCCCCGGGUAGCUGGGCCGGUGUCCACUAUCCAUUGUCCAGGAUCGAAUCCCAGCCAGCUUUGGACGAUUCCGGCUGUGAUGCAGCAGCAGCUGCGACUACUGCUGCCACCUAACGAGAUUCUGGACGCCUUUUGCACCCACCACACGUAACUAGAGCACCCACACACACGCGCGCGCACAUACACAAACAGAGCAACGGGAGCGACGGGCCAACGGGCGAACGGGCACACUAGCGUGUGGCCAUUGAUGCAGUGCAGCCGCCGCUUGCAGGGAUUCGGGAUCGGUAGGUGAAAGGACUGGGACAAACGUGGAGAUGAUUUGCAAACAGGACGUGCUGCUGUGGUUUGAGAAACUCGAGAGCUACAAUCGGAUCGAAACGAUGUACGCCCUGCUCACCGCCUGUCUGCCGUUUGAGCUGCGCUUCCUGGGCACGCUUCUCGAGGAACAGGGUCGGUGCGACUCGGAAACGUUGCGCGGCAUGGAGCUGCGGGCGAACAAUCCGCACGAGCUGGCCGCCGACAUGGUCAACUGCCAGAAGGGCGACCCCACCGACCGGAAGAUCCGGCGCAAGAUGGCCCUGUAUCUGGCGCUGAUCCGUGCCUGCAACCGGAACUGCGUCAGUGAGAUCUACCGCACGCUGGAGUGCUGGGGCGAGUGCGAUUUUGGCUGUAUCAAUGACCAGGACACUCUGCUGGAGCUGCUGCUAGUCUACACGAUGGCGGCCAUCCACCCGGUGUUCUCCAUGGAGGAGCAGAAGAAGAUCUUCGGCAUACUGGCCAAGAUCAAGGAGAACAAGCUGGUGGCCGAGCGGUUCGCACCGCAGAUGCAGACACAGUCGCAGACGCCGACGCCAGCAACCCACCAUCCGCACCCGCCGUCCCCACACGACCUGAUCCUGCAGCAGCAGCCACCACAUGUGAUCCACCAGAUGCCGGGGCCACAGCAGCCGCCACCCCACCCGCAGCAUCCGCAGGUGGUGCAGAUGGUACAGACGCCGCAGGGCAACAUCCCCAUGCUCUUUCCCCAGCACUUUCCCAAGCUUAUUCCCAGCGCUGAUGGAACGCACCAGAUCAGUGUCGACGGCAUGGCGCAUCUGAUGCAGCCGAACAUCACCAUUCCAGCGGACACGAGUGCCAUCAUCGGUCACCAGAACACUGGGUGGACGAUGCGCCACUACGUCCCACAACCGCCCCACCAACAGCCCGCUUUGCAGCAGCAGCAACAGCAGCAGCCGCAGAGUCUGGACCAUCAAGUGCCACCGGCCAGCUCGCCCAUGCUGAGCCAGCAGUCCUCUCCCUCGAGCAGCCGGACCACGAGUCCCCAGCGGGACCGGUCCCUGAUCAACGUUCCACUGCAGGCGCAGCAGCAGGCGCAUCAGCAGCCGAUGAGGAACAUGUCGCAGCGACUGGCGGGGCAGAAGAAUGCGCGACGUCCUUCGGCGGAGACAACGCCGCCGCCAACCUCGAUUGGCGGCGAGCAGCAGCACGAUGGUAUUAACGAAGGCGGAAGCAGCAAUUCUAGUGGAACCAGCCUGCACAGCCUCAUCCGCAAUGGUUUCCCGCGGCCAGGACACCACCAUCGAGUCAAGGCAAACGCAUUCAUACCACAGCAACAGCAGCAGCAGCACUUUCAGAACCCCAACUACAAUAUGAACGUUAUGAUGCAGAGUAUGAAUAUGAACGACGAUGGCAGCAGUUCGAUGAUGGGCAUGAACUCAAACAAAAGUACGGCCACCACAGGCAGUGAAUCGGGCAGCUCGAAUGGAUCCUGCGGCGACCUUUCGCCCUCGGAAACGCCGACGCCUACGCACCUCUCAUUGCCACUGCACACUGCGGUGGAUGCGGGCAUGGGCAUGCUCACCACGGUGCCGCCCGUCACUCUUGGCAACUAUCAGCCAAAGCAGCAUCACCUCAGCUACAAGCAGCAGCAGCAGCUGAACUUGCAGCACCGGCUAAACGGACGCAAUGGGAUGGAUAAGAGCUACCAGCAAGUAUACACGACGGGAACGCCGAGCAUCGUCAGCGAUGCGCAGACCAUCAGCAGCGGCAGCCUGCAGCAGCAGCAACAACAGCAGCAGCAGCAGACGCUGCUCAUCAGCCAAUCGCCGGUGAGCACGCCGACGACAACAGUUCUCCUGCAGCCGCAACAACCGCCGCCCACAGCCUACAACGCGAGCUAUCCAUAUCACCAGCGAGGACCCCCGCCGCCCCAGCAGACGAUAUUCCAGGCGCACAGUGCGCCGCCGCCGCAGACGGUCCGCGGUGGCCUCCGCUAUCCGAUGGGUCCGCCGCACAACGGCGAGUUCAUCUACCCGGCCUUCCACACGAGCCUGGCCUUCCUGCCGAUGCCGGCGGGCGGCACUCCCGCGGCGGUUACGCCGCCGCAGCUGCAGAGCACGGCGGCCGUGGUCAGCACGAACGCGGUGACCGUGCAGACGGUGCCAGCGCCGCAACAGCAGCAGGUUCCCAGCACGACGCCCUACAGCGCGCUCACCGUCUGCCCCAUAACGGGAGCGGGCGGCGGCGGAAACGGACAGAAGGUGAUCUCCUGCUACAACUGCGGAUCGCAGACGCACAGCGGACGGGAGUGCCAGGAGGCGUCCAUGGAGGAUGUGACGCGAAGCGCCAGCUACAAACUGGACUACUCGGAGACGAGCAUGGACGCGAACUCCGCGGGCGAUCACCACAAGGAUGUGGGUGGCAUGCAGAUCAAUGCGGCAACGACUGCGGGGACGGUGACCAGUACGGGGAAAUAAUACGGAGGGUCCAUAUAUUCACGUACAUAUAUGGAAAUAUAAUUACUGCUAUAUAUUAAUGAUUAUGCAUAAUCCUAACCUACUUAUACGAAUUACCAUUUAUUAUGAUUGUGUAGUGCGGAAAUCAAAUUUCUCGCCUUUGCCACGUCUCUUAGUUCGGUAAGCCUCUCAAUUCGCGUUAAUUCGAUUUGAAGAUCGGCGGCAGGCGGCUGCCUAAGUCUUGACAAACCUUAUCCGUAAAUAAGAUUGAUUUAGAUGCGCCCUGUCCUGCCACAGAAUACACACUACACACUACCCACUAUGCCCCCACAAACCAGAACUACACACACACAUAGUCGAUAACGAAUUUUAGUCAUAUGCCACUCUUAAUAUUUCUAAUGUUAAGUUGAAUGUAAAACAGCAAUAAGUAAUUAUCCUAAUCCGCGUUCCGUACACUCACUCUCACGGGCAGAUGUUGCCCACAUGCCGCGAUCGAAUUAAGCUAAAGAAACAUUACGUAAGCCGCAACGCGACCACGGAAGGCAUAACCAAACCGUAAACGUAUCGAAGGAGAUGAAGUAAACUCUAGGAAAACAGAAUACAGAAAUCAGAAAACAGAAAACACGUAGCAUACGGAAUACCUAGCAAAUAUAUAUAAAUUGAUUAUGUGUAUAAACAAACGAGCGUAGCAGCACAAUGUGCAUAGUUAACCGACUUCUUAUUCCAACUUAACCUUCUGAUUUUCUCACCAAGCGUAAUCUAGUUACUCCUUCAUCUAUUUAUUUGCUGCUCCUUUGUUUAAACAUGUAUUUUAGCAAUGUUUUUUUUUUUUUGUACUUUAUAUGAAUACCUACAUACUUAUAUACAUAUAUAUAUAUAUAAAUAUAUAUAUAUUUAUUAAUAUUAUUAUUAUUUUAAAGCAAACAAUCGUAUAUGAUACACUCUUAUGUGGAUAGGGCGUACAUUAUUGCUAAGCACUCUGUCUAAUUAUUAUUUUAUGUACUCACAACUUGACCCUCGAUCGUGUGGGCAACUGUAUAUGUAUGAACUGGCCAAGUUAUAGAGAAUAACCGUUAAGGUCAUGCCAAACCCGCCCACGGUUGACCACAAAAUACAAUUGCCUGCCCUUAGUUUCUUAUGUAUAGACGUUGUUAAAAUUUUGUAAAGUCAGCAGACGAACUGCAAGAUAAUGAGAGGAGAAGCAAAUGAUUUACAUGAAAUACACACUUUUCUGAGUUUGCUGCUAAUGCGUAGGCAUGACAAACAAUUAUUAUAUUUCAUUGAAAUAAUAAAAACAAAUUGUUUCUAAAAUUCGUGUAAAAACACAAAGCUAAAAA